AUGUCUAGAUUCAGAUGGCGUUGGCGUUCGGCAGAUAACGAGGAUGUCAGCGUAAAGAAUGCGCCUUUAUGGCCACAAAGUUAUGAAAGAACGUCGUCUACUCUCCUAGAGAGGGGUAUGUGGGGACGAACAAACAAUGAAAUAUACCUGAGGUGUACGGUGAUAGACGCCAAAGGGAACGUCAAGACUGUCUCUGGCAAAUUUAGGAAGAGCGAUUUAUGCGCUGAACACUCGCUUAACCCUAGAGAUUUACGCAAAGUUGAUUCACGUAUACCCAAUAUAGUUCCAACGAUCCUAGCACGUAAGGAAGCAUUCCUUAUAAACAUUCUCCAUGUUCGGGCUUUGGUUAAGAGUGAUGCAGUACUAUUAUUCGAUCCAAUAGGCAGCGUUGAUACGCGUUUACAGAGUGUUUUUCUAUACAACCUUGAACACAAUCUCCGGGAUGUACGUUCAGCAAUGCCUUACGAAUUUCGCGCAUUGGAGAGCAUUCUAUUGAGUAUAUCAGCUGCUCUCGAAUCAGAAAUGGACAUAACAACUCGCUUGGUAUCUGAUUUACUACUUGACUUAGAAGACGACAUAGAGCGCGAGAAGUUGAAAAAUUUACUUCACUACUCACGCAAAUUAUCCGGUUUGCGCAAUAGAGCAACGCUCGUACAUGAGGCUAUAGAAGAAGUUCUGAAAAAUGACGAAGAUCUCGCAUCGAUGUAUUUAACGGACAAGAAAGCCGGCCAACCACGACAAGAGCAUGAUCAUGACGAGCUUGAGAUGCUUCUCGAAAGUGCCUCCAAGCAGAUUGAGGAGAUUGUCACUGAAGCAGACGCCCUGGACGCUAAUGUGACAAGCACUCAGGAAAUUGUCGAGUUGAUUCUAGACAGUAACAGAAAUGCGCUUCUCGCACUAGAUUUAAAAGUUUCAAUAGCGACACUUGGAAUUGGCGCAGGUACUCUUUUUGCGGGAUUGUUCGGCAUGAAUUUGCAAUCACACCUCGAAGAAAACCCUUACGCGUUCUAUAGCGUUUCUGCAUUCACAGCUAUUCUCUCAGCAGGUGUCACCUUCGCUUGUUUAAGACGUUUGGCCAGGAUCAGACGGAUAAAGCUCGGUAUGAAAUCCCCAGACAGCAAUUAUAUGAAAAAACAUAUUAACAUCGAUAGAGGAAGCAUAUGGAAACGAUUGUAUAGCCAUGGAUGGCCUAUACUUAAGUAA
Wallemia mellicola CBS 633.66 is the source of this 1203-nucleotide messenger RNA. Its product is annotated as cora-domain-containing protein. The coding region runs from base 1 to 1203 and encodes 400 amino acids. Gene Ontology annotation, biological process: mitochondrial magnesium ion transmembrane transport. The record is from RefSeq and is a predicted model, not a curated record. Gene Ontology annotation, cellular component: mitochondrial inner membrane. The transcript is spliced from 4 exons. NCBI's taxonomy places the organism in Eukaryota, Fungi, Basidiomycota, Wallemiomycetes, Wallemiales, Wallemiaceae. Gene Ontology annotation, molecular function: magnesium ion transmembrane transporter activity.